Messenger RNA from Tinamus guttatus (white-throated tinamou), 1505 nucleotides. NCBI's taxonomy places the organism in Eukaryota, Metazoa, Chordata, Aves, Tinamiformes, Tinamidae. The record is from RefSeq and is a predicted model, not a curated record.
AUGGGUGGCGUGUGCUCUGUGUGUUGGAAAGUACAGCAUGACUUUCACAGGAAGGCAAUAGUUUUGACUAGAGCUGCCUCCCGAGAUGUUCAGAAGGAGAGAGAACCUCAUGUUUAUCUCAGUAAAGAAGAAGUUAAAGAGAAGAUACAAAGCUAUAACUCAUCUGUCACUGAUAAAUUAAAGAUGACCUUGAACUCAAAUGGGAUUUACACUGGCUUCAUCAAAGUUCAGAUGGAACUAUGCAGACCUAUCACUGUGCAGUCUCCCCUGAACCCAGGAAAAUGUGCUCACAGCAAUAACGAGACUGCUUUUUACUUGCCAAACGGCUACGUGAAUACACUUCACAUCAGCAGCACCAAUACUGUCCGUGAAGUUAUUGAGGCCUUGCUCAAGAAGUUUUUGGUGGCUGACAACCCUGCAAAGUUUGCACUUUAUAAGCGCUGUCACAAGGAAGACCAAGUUUAUACAUGCAAGCUGUCAGACCGAGAGCAUCCGCUCUACCUGCGCUUGGUGGCAGGGCCCCAAACAGAGAUGCUCAGCUUUGUUCUACGUGAGCAUGAAACUGGAGAAGUUAUGUGGGAAGCUUUUAGUCUGCCCGAGCUACAGAACUUCUUGCGCAUACUGGACAAGGAGGAGGACGAGCAGCUGCAGAUGCUGAGGAAGCGCUAUGCAGCUUACAGAGACAAACUUGAAGAAGCCCUUGGAGGGGUGUGGAAGCCUGGUUAAAAGGGGGCCAAAGCACACUCAGGAAAAUGCACGCUACCAAAUGCCAUAUAGCAUGCCAAACCCAGUGUACAAAGAGCAGUAAAGAGUAGUUUUCUUUAUUCGGAAGACUGUUUUGUGAUGCUAGGGUACCUGAAUUUUGCUAUAGACUUAGUUCCAUAAGCCAGGUCACUUAGCAUCUUGCACCCAUGAGUAAGGGAUUCUGCAUGUUUGUACAUCAGUUUGCAACCCUCUAUGUGCCUAGAGAGUUUCCCAAGUUACCUUGGUGCAGGCUGUGAAACUGUAAUCAAUUUUCUAGGAUGCUAUGAAAUAAGAUUUUUUUUUUCUUCUUUGCUUUAAUGGUAGCUUCACAAGUAAGGAUGUGCAAAUUGAUCAGCUAAAAUGAAUAAAAUUGUCAGGAUGAGAAUCAGUUGGAGCACUAUCUUUGAGGUAAAUUUGAUUUGCACUACCUUUCUGUUUUCAGAUAGUUACUGUAUAAUUUUUGAGAAAACUGUUAUAGGUGGGAAACAUGUGAGAUUUUUAUGGCUUAGUCUGUGAAAUUUUUGAAAGGCUUUAAAUCCUGCAGAGGGUAAAGAGAAAGUUGAAAAGAAGGUGAGAGCUGAGGAAGGACUGCAAGAGCUUACAAAGAAGGACUGGUUUUAAAUGGAAAUAGUAUUUAUACAGAGGAAAGUUAGAAUACUAAUUUUACAAGAGUAAAGUUUUAGGAUGUUUUAAUAUUAUGAAUAAGUGUUUUUUUUUUUUUUCAUAAAUCCACACUGGAAAAGUAAUAAUUAAUAGACAUA